Messenger RNA from Manduca sexta (tobacco hornworm), 1129 nucleotides. Its product is annotated as phospholipase A1 VesT1.02. The record is from RefSeq and is a predicted model, not a curated record. The transcript is spliced from 7 exons. The coding region runs from base 13 to 972 and encodes 319 amino acids. Gene Ontology annotation, molecular function: lipase activity. Lineage: Eukaryota; Metazoa; Arthropoda; Insecta; Lepidoptera; Sphingidae.
AACUGUCUCACAAUGUGGGUGUUCUUGUGGAUUCUAAUCUUUCUUUGUGGGAGUUUACAGCUCUCAGAAAGCGUUAAUUUUCGAUGCUAUAGGGGUUCACUAAACAAUUAUGAAAUUGCUGAUAUGAACAAUCCCCAAGUAUUUAUAAAAAGUGGAUGUAUUAAUACUGGUCUACGAACUUACAUCUACGUCUUCGGGUUUAAAACAACGCCCGAUGAUGAUACAACACAAGCCAUCCUUCAAGCCUAUAUAGAAAAAGGAUACUGUAAUUUACUCCUUCUCGACUGGUCCAAAGAAAACUACAGUUCCAACAUGACGAUCGUGGAUGACGCUUUUUUUUACAGCUUAGCUGCGGGAAAUUCCGUUGUGAUCGGAAGGGAAAUGGGAAAUUCGUUGAUAAUUCUGUUUAAUAAUGGCUUGAAUUUGCUGAAUGCAGUGCUACUAGGAUGGUCUUUAGGGUGCCCCUUAUUAGGAGAAGCCGGGAGAUAUGUGAUGUCCCAAGGAAUACAAAUAUUUCAAAUCAAAUGUUUGGAUCCAGCGAAACCUGGUUAUGGGAAACCGGUUCCAGUGAUGAAGCCUCUAGACAAAAAAAGUGCUAAGAUUGUAUUCAUCAUUCACACUGAUGUUUAUUACUUUGGCCUGAACGAGUCGCACGGUACUUGCGAUGUAUAUAUUAACCAAAGACCUUUUAUUGAUGGCAACAAUCUCCAACCAGGCUGCCCAGAUAGAAGUAUAAAUCGUGCUUGUAGUCACAAACGGUCUAUAUUCUGUUAUUUAAACGCUAUGCAGCAACCAAGCACUCUGAUCGCAAGUGCAGCUGCGAACUACUGGGACUGGGUCGCUGCCGAUGGUGUCAGUACAAACAUCGUCGAUAUAGGAAACGAUGAUGAGACAGACGCCGAGGGUAAUUACUAUAUGACCACCAAUCCAUCGGAACCAUUCGGACAAAGCACGGCAGGAUUAAGCGAAUAAAUUUAUUAUUAAGACUAUUAACAAAAUUCAAAAGUAUCAAAAUAUAGUACAAGGACUUCCAUUUAAUUAUUUGUAAUUUAUACAUAGAAAUAUUUUAUGGAUCUUCUCUACAAAACUACUUUUACUAACGAGAUUAAAUGCAUUAAGAAAUAAAAAA